AUGCGCAGACAUCAGCUGCUUCACCCGUCGACGCUCCACCGUAUGCGGCAGCUUAUCAAGGGCGGGACGGCCGAGAAGCCGCAGUGGCUCGACUUGCUCUUUGCCGCUGCAAAGUCCGCCGGCAUCGCUCCGCCCUCGUCGGCUGCUACCGCCUCGGUGGCCGCGACAGCUGCUGCGCCGGGCUCUGGCUCGGUCGAUGCUGCUGUUUCCGGCAUCAAGGCCCUGCUCUCGGCCGGCUCGGCUGGCGCUGCAGCAAAGAAAGCUCAGGCUGCCGCCGUGGCUGCUGCGUCCGGAGGCGAUGCUGCUGCCGCCGUCGCCGACGCCGCGCAGAUUGUGGCGCCAGCCGGCGAAGAGUACGACGCCUUUUGCGCCCAUGUCGAUGCCUCGGGCCUCGACAUGGACAAGGAGGCCAUGGACGCGUGGUUCUCGGCCAUGCAGGUCCGCCAGCGGGUGUACGCGCCGAUCGAGGCGCUCGGCGACGAGCUCGUCGCCCGCGCACGCGACAUGGUGACUGCCGCCACCGCCGACGACGAUGCUGCUCCGCUGCCGCCGGCCGAUGUGGCCCUCCUUGUUGACGAGACGCUCGAGGAGCACGGCCCGGCCCUUCUCGCCCACGUCUUUGACGACCUCGACGCCGACACCAUCAAGUCGCGCUCGCUCGACCUCAUCUUUGCCUACUUUACCGGCCCGCAGGCCUCGGGCGCCCCGCCCACCGACGCCGAUCGCAAGGAGCGCUUCGCCAACCUCCUCUUUGCCUACCGCGAGCAGCAGCGCCAGCCGCGGACCUCACCCGCCUCCCCGCCCGCCUCUAAGUAG
Molecule: messenger RNA, 816 nt
Organism: Thecamonas trahens ATCC 50062
Lineage: Eukaryota; Apusomonadida; Apusomonadidae
Exons: 2
Coding region: 1-816 (271 amino acids)
Source: RefSeq, a predicted model, not a curated record